Messenger RNA from Dermacentor andersoni, 1938 nucleotides. RefSeq lists its product as uncharacterized. Gene Ontology annotation, cellular component: chitin-based extracellular matrix. Gene Ontology annotation, molecular function: structural constituent of chitin-based larval cuticle. NCBI's taxonomy places the organism in Eukaryota, Metazoa, Arthropoda, Arachnida, Ixodida, Ixodidae. The record is from RefSeq and is a predicted model, not a curated record.
AACUGAGAGGAAUACAGAAAGGGAGUGACUGCAGUGCAUCUGGAUUGUCCGAGCAUCCCCCCUCCCUCCCGCUUUUGCAUGCAUUCCGGCCACGCCACGCUCAGUGCUGCGUCGGCCCGGACCGUAUAAAAGGGCCGCCGUCCGCCGCUGAGGACACACGCGAUUUCACCACCACCACCACCGCCGCCGCAGCAUCAGCAGCAGCGGGAGCAGCAAGCAACCAUGUGGAAGGCAGCGAUCUCCUCCGCCCUCUUCUUCGCCGUCUUGGCCAACGCCGGUACUCUCCGCGGUGGAUACGGUGGCGCUGCUAUCGGCGGUCUCGGAGCAGUCGGCGUUGGGAUCGGAGGCGGCUACGCCGGACGUGGCUACCUCGCCGGCGGUGGUGGCGGAUACUAUGGAGGAGGUUACAGGGCCUACGAAGACAACAGGCCGAGGCCGUACAGCUUCGGCUACGUCGCUCAGGGAGCGGACGGGUCCAGCUCUCGCCAGGAGGUCGGCGACGGCAGCGGCAGCGUCCAGGGAGUCUACACCCUGAGCACGCCGGAAGGUGGCCAGCGGAAGGUCAAGUACACGGCCGACGCGGCAGGCUUCCGGGCCGUAGUCGACACCAACGAGCCCGGCACGCAGAGCGAGAGCCCCGCCGACGUGGCCCUGCGGUCGUCCUCGCCGCCGGCCUACCUGCUCGCCUCCAAGUACGGCGCCGCCGGGUCGUACGCCGGGGCCAGACCGCGAGUUGUGUACGGGGGCGCCGGCGGGCUGUACGGGGCGGGCGUCGCCGGUUACGGGUCUGCUGGCCUUUACGGGGGUCUCGGCGGCCGAGGCGUCGGUGCGUACGCCGGUGGAGCCGGUGUCGGAGUGCUCGGAAAGCACGGCGGUGGCGUCGGCUGGCACUACUUAAAGGGCCGCCGUCCGCCGUCGUGGACGCAAGGGAUCUCGCCACCGCACCAGCAGCGGGAGCAGCAAGCAAGCAUGUGGAAGCCAGCGAUCUCCUCCGCCCUCGUCUUCGCCGUCCUUGCCAAUGCCCGUACUCUCCACGGUGGAUACGGUGGUGCUGCUGUCGGCGGUCUCGGAGCAGUCGGCGUUGGGAUCGGAGGCGGCUACGCUGGACGUGGAUACCUCGCCGGCGGCGGUGGCGGAUACUAUGGAGGGGGCUACAGGGCCUACGAAGACAACAGGCCGAGGCCGUACAGCUUCGGCUACGUCGCUCAGGGAGCGGACGGGUCCAGCUCACGCCAGGAGGUCGGCGACGGCAGCGGCAGCGUCCAGGGAGUGUACACCCUGAGCACGCCGGAAGGUGGCCAGCGGAAGGUCAAGUACACGGCCGAUGCGGCAGGCUUCCGGGCCGUAGUCGACACCAACGAGCCCGGCACGCAGAGCGAGAGCCCCGCCGACGUGGCCUUGCGGUCGUCCUCGCCGCCGGCCUACCUGCUCGCUUCCAAGUACGGCGCCGCCGGGUCGUACGCCGGGGCCAGACCGCGAGUUGUGUACAGGGGCGCCGGCGGGCUGUACGGAGCGGGCGUCGCCCGAUACGGGGGCGCUGGCCUUUACGGCGGCCUCGGCGGGGGAGGCGUCGGAGUCUACGCCGGUGGAGCCGGUGUCGGAGUGCUCGGAAAGCACGGCGGUGGCGUCGGGUGGCACUAGUGAACCCGCCGUCUGCCUCUAUAAAUAUCCUUGUAUUUGGUACGGGAGCUCUUCUACGCCACUUUCGCCGUUUCAUAUGUAGUCCUUCUGUCCUACAUGGUUUCGGUGUGUCGCCGUCUGCUUGCCACUGGGGAAUGAGCAAGAAGCCCCGCUCGCUGGAUGCUGCGGCUGCUCAAGGUGUUGGUGACAAAUGGGUGAUGUGCUCUGCUUCGCUGCGCGUUAAGAAAAUAAACGUCCAAUCGUUUGCAACAAGAAAACUGACUUCGUAUUGGUGCAUUUUGCCGAGCAGUGAGCUCC